AUGGAUAGUGCUCCAAAUAGAGCUCAUGCUAUUACUUACGCAUUCAGUUUAUCACUAGGAAUCGCAUUAUAUGGCAAUUAUUUGACGGGACAAUAUCAACUUAAGAAUGCACAUAUACCAAUAUCCAUUACCGAUGUUAAAAUCAUCGGUUUUGGCAUAGGUCAAUCGAAGAAUGAAAAGGCUGUUGUCGAAUUGAAACUUAAAUAUGAUUUCCGGGAGAUCUUCAAUUGGAGCACAAAUUCGGUCUAUUUCUACAUCGUAGCGGAUUAUGAAACAUCAUCUCAUCCUACUAAUCAGAUUAUAAUUCACGACGAGAUUCUAACGGAUCCUAAGGAUGCGGUUAAGGAUGAAAUUAUUAUUUGUAAAUACUUUCUAGCCGAUUUUGCCAGGUCGCUGAAAAAAAGAAGUGUAACCCUUAGAGCGUAUUAUUGGUUUUUCCCAAUUGGAGGGGCAUUUGUUAAAAAGCAGAUAUUUAAAACCACUUUGAAAAUACCAUCAACUUAUUCCAGCUGA
Molecule: messenger RNA, 513 nt
Organism: Babesia microti strain RI
Lineage: Eukaryota; Apicomplexa; Aconoidasida; Piroplasmida; Babesiidae
Product: Signal peptidase complex subunit 3
Exons: 2
Coding region: 1-513 (170 amino acids)
Biological process (GO): protein targeting to ER
Cellular component (GO): signal peptidase complex; membrane
Source: RefSeq, a predicted model, not a curated record